AUGAAGAAAACAUGGCUUUCAACAGUCUAUCAAAUUGGAACAUUCACAGUUUUAGUUACUGGACCGAUUAGCGAUAGAAUUGGACGGAGAGAAAUCCUACAAGUUUUGAGUCUUGGACUUUAUAUUAUUACUGGUAUUACUCAAGUACUCCUUCAAUUUGUCACAAUGGAUAUCAAUACAAAGUUUAUUCUCUUGAUUAUCAAUCAGCUUGUAUCAGGUAUUGACGGCUAUGGUAUAGCUUUUCUACUUAUCAUGGAACUAACAUCAUCUUCACAUACAAGUUUUGCUGCUGGUCUUUCUUUGGUUGCAUAUCCAAUCGGUGAAUGUUUAUUCACUGCUUUUGCCUUCGUAGCACGUGACUGGCUUAAUCUCAAAUGGCUAACGAGUGCUUAUUUCCUUCUCACAGUUCCCUAUCUUUAUUUCAUUCCCGAAUCGCCCUAUUGGCUGUUAAGUCGAAAGAAAUACGAUCAACUUGAAAGUGCUUUAAGAAAAAUUGCCAAAACGAAUGGUCGUAAAGAAAUUGAAUGGCAUCCAUAUUAUACUAAAUUAAUAGAAGAGACUACUAUACCAAAAAAGACUACCAAAACUUUAAUCCGAAGAAAGCGAGAAAAAAUUUUACAGUAUUUGCCAAAAUUAAUUAUUAGUGGUUUUAUUGAAUUUGUUACGAUGUUAUUAUAUACCGAAAUUUCGUAUGGACUCGGUGCAAAGAAUGAAGCAGUGAGUCCUUACACGAAUUUUAUUAUUGGAGCUGCCGUCGAAAGUCUUGGAUAUUUGAUCGCAGGUCUUUUAGUUAUUACACUAUUAGGACGAAAAUAUUCAUUGAUUACAUUUUUAUUAUUAACAUCAGCGUGCGUAUUUGCGAUACCAUUUACAAUAGGUUCUUGUCCUAUUGUAGGUACCAUUAUUUCACAAAUAGGUAAAAUGGCCAUUAGCGGUGCUGUAGCAGUUUCGUGGCUUUAUGUUCCUGAACUUUUUCCAACAUCGAUGCGAGGUUUGGCCAAUGCCAUAUUUGUAUUUAUCGGCAGUUUUGGGUCGAUUCUAGCACCUAUUGUUGAUACCGCAGUCGGCGACAAAUAUAGACGCAUUGCAUUUUAUGUUUAUGCUGGAUUAACUCUACUAUUGACUGGUCUAAUUACUACUUUACCGGAAACACGCAAUCGAUCGUUUGACGAUGGAGAAGAACAUGAUGAUAUAACUCUGUUAAAUGAUAAUGCAGAGUUUAAAAAUUAG
Molecule: messenger RNA, 1230 nt
Organism: Rotaria sordida
Lineage: Eukaryota; Metazoa; Rotifera; Eurotatoria; Philodinida; Philodinidae
Source: the annotation of a GenBank genome assembly